AUGGAUCGCAGGAUUCCCAAUCCAUGCUAUACCUGCCGCAACCGGCGCAUUCAGUGCGACCAGUCCGGGGUGCCUUGUGGCAAAUGCCAAAAGGCAGGGCUGGAAUGUCUCGAUAAACGGCCCUUCAAAUGGGUCAAGGGCGUUGCGAUUCGCGGGAAGUUACAGGGACACUCAUACGAAAAUGCGACUCCAUCUUCUGCGAUAGUGAAAGAUAAAUUUGUAGGUCCUGCGAAUCCAAAGCGUGCACUGGUACAGGCCUCGGUGCGGCGCGAUCGGCGGUUUGAUACUCUAGUGACCACCUCUGGCAGUAGCUCUUCGUCAUCCUCACCAGGUCCCUCAUUAAUCAUUCAAGAUCCAACCUUUUCAAGUUUGGAUAAGACCUCAAAAUACUAUAUCGAUUACUAUAAUGAACGUAUCUGCGAGCUUUUUAUUGUAUACGACACCGAGAGAAACCCUUUCCGAAGCCUCAUACCCCUCGGCUUGGAAAACCCCGUCUUAAUGAAAGCUCUCCUCGCCCUUGCAGCACGGCAUCAUGUCAACAAGGGCCAAUCUUUCCAUGAGCCAGAAUCACCAACGUCGCCACAGCUUGUCACUGCGAACCGCCAUGCGCUUGCCUUCAAGCAUCAAGCCAUGGAAGCACUAUCAAAGUCAUUGGCAGACCCCAAGAUAUCAAAACAGGAUACCACGGUGGCCAGCAUAUUUCUUCUGGUAUUUCUAGAUCUACUAGAGUCUGGAAGUGAUGGGUGGAAUUUCCACUUGGAGGGCGCGAAAAAUUUAAUCGCAUCCACUUAUCCUCAAAAUGAUUCUCAGGCUGGCAUAAAUCACGGUCCGGGACAGACAGUUCAAGAAAUUCGUGCUUUCAUCACCAAGCAAAUAAAAGUCAUUGAAACACUUGGAGCCACCUUCUUACGCCCAAAGUUAUUAUCCUACUUCGCCUCCUUCGAGCAACAGGAACUCCAACUCCAAGAAUCCAUCGAAAGUUCUUUUGUUGGAUGUCCAGAAUACCUGUUGAGCGUGAUGCAACUACUAUCCAUGCAAAGGGAUAUCAUAUCGGAACUCCGCCAACUCGGUCAAACCGCUAUGGAGUCACACAUCAAAGAGACAAAAUCCCUGCUUGAAAUGACACAGAAUUUUGACUGCUAUGCUUGGGCGUCUGGCCUGCAACAAUCACGUACACCUUCGCCAAGCGAAAUCAUCAGUCUCUGCUCGCUAUCUCGGUCUUAUAAGCUCGGUACUUCAAUCUAUGGAAGACGCAUUCUCGACGCUAUGACUGGAGAAAAGACAGUACUUGAUGACACUGUUGCUGAACUGCUGGGAUUGAUCGACUCAUUGCAGAAUGACCGCGUUAUGUUCAAGUGCGUCCUCUGGCCCAUCUUCGUCGCUGGUUUAGAGUGCCAAUGGCAACUUCAACGAGAAUUCCUUAUUGCCUGCGCAGAACGAUUUUGGGACAUUACCAACUGUCUAAAUGCAGUCAACGCUGCGAAGAUCUUGCAAGAAUACUGGCGUCAAGUAGAUGCCUCUGGACAAUCCCAGUCGCGGUGGAUCUUUGAUAUUGGCCGUCUAGGUCGGGAUUGGCUCUGGAUUUAG
Messenger RNA from Penicillium cataractarum, 1587 nucleotides. Its product is annotated as Zn(II)2Cys6 transcription factor. Gene Ontology annotation, biological process: positive regulation of transcription by RNA polymerase II. Gene Ontology annotation, molecular function: DNA-binding transcription factor activity, RNA polymerase II-specific; transcription cis-regulatory region binding; zinc ion binding. Gene Ontology annotation, cellular component: nucleus. The transcript is spliced from 4 exons. Lineage: Eukaryota; Fungi; Ascomycota; Eurotiomycetes; Eurotiales; Aspergillaceae. The record is from RefSeq and is a predicted model, not a curated record. Bases 1 to 1587 code for a protein of 528 amino acids.